Molecule: messenger RNA, 12259 nt
Organism: Physella acuta
Lineage: Eukaryota; Metazoa; Mollusca; Gastropoda; Physidae
Product: zinc finger SWIM domain-containing protein 8
Cellular component (GO): Cul2-RING ubiquitin ligase complex
Molecular function (GO): zinc ion binding
Source: RefSeq, a predicted model, not a curated record
UAUUGUUGUAUGCUGGGAGAACGAGAAUCGACACAUAUCACCCUAUUUGGAAGCAGUUUUGUAAACUAGCUGUCAAUUACUUGGACAGCGAUGUAACUUUAUCUUUUAUAAGGAUAAUAUUACAAAGUUUAUGAAAUUUCAAUAUGUUGUUCGAUUAAGUGCAUCUCUCAAAGAACGCCCGAGUCGGUAACGUCUGCUAUUUCGAUAGGUCGUCGACCAACCCAGUUUUGGUUUGGGCUCGUCGAUUAGGCCAGUGACUUCCCCCGCAUAUUUCCCAAUACUUUGUGAGUGAUCAUGGACUUGAUGUUUGAAUGGGAAUAUGAAGGGGAUAGGUUUUCAUUCGAAGACAGUGACCGAUUUGAGGAGGAUUCGCUAUGUUCUUGGGGAAGUGAGCCCGAAAGUGUAUGCAAUAACUGGAGGGGUUGGAAAAGACAAAAUGGAGGACCCAACGUAGGCAUAAACAGGGAGCGUCUAGUUACACCUCUGGCUGAGCUUGCUGCAAAAGCUGUUGCAUGCUAUAUACCUUUUGAAGUUGUGGAGCAUUAUCCAGAACCAAUUCCAGAGCCCAUACAGUUGCGGAUUGCCUUUUGGAGUUUCCCUGAGAGCGAAGAGGAUAUACGAUUGUAUUCGUGUUUAGCUAAUGGAAGUGCUGAUGAAUUUACUAAGGGUGAACACCUUUAUAAAAACAAAAGUGUUAAAGACACCUUGCAAAUUGGUUUCCAUUUGAGUGCUACAGUAGUCACCACACAAAAUGCAGCCCAAGGCCAAAGUAAAGGUUCAUUCAACGUGGCUGUUGUUUUUGAUCGUAGGAGGAUUUCAUCAUGCACUUGUACAUGUGGAAGCUUUGCAUCAUGGUGUUCGCACAUUGUGGCUCUUUGUUUGUUUAGAAUACACCAGGCUAGCUCAGUCUGUCUACGAGCUCCAGUAUCUGAGUCAUUAUCUCGACUACGCAGAGAUCAGUUACAGAAAUUUGCUCAGUACCUUAUUAGUGAACUGCCGCAACAGAUUCUACCUACAGCACAGCAAAUUUUGGAUGAGUUGCUCUCUUCACAAGAAACAGCAAUGAAUACUGUAUGUGGUGCCCCAGAUCCAACUGCUGGUCCAUCUGCUAGUGAGCAAACAUCAUGGUCAUUGGAUGAAUCAACACUUCAUACUAACAUAAAAAAGACCCUUGUCAAAUUCUGUAUACCAGCACCUAUAGUGUUUAGCGAUGUAAAUUAUCUGAGUGCAAGUGCACCACCUGCAGCUACAGAAUGGCAAAGUUUGUUGAGACCUCUAAGGGGGAGGGAGCCUGAAGGCAUGUGGAAUCUGCUAUCUAUAGUGAGAGAGAUGUUUCGUCGGCAUGACAGUAAUUCUGUACCUUUGCUGGAAAUACUCACAGAUGAAGUCCUUCAAUGUGAACAGAUUCUUAUAUGGUGGUUCUCUACAAAAGUGUCACCCUGUAACAAUGCAACUGUAAUUCACUGCAGUCGAAGUGGUAAUUCUGCAAAUGCAACACAGAAUGCUGCUUCCAGUCUGUGUGAUGAGAUUGUCACCCUAUGGAGACUUGCUGCGCUCAACCCAAAGCUUUCACCUAGCCAGAGACAAGACAUGGUAGAAAAGUUUAGAGACUGGCAUAUCAGCACCAUUGAGAAAGUACGUAAAGCUCGGAGCAACAACUCUAGCACCUCAGCCACUGGAAUAAAGAAAGGAGAUGUGGAAAUUUUCCCUGGAUUUAAGCCAGCCAUUGAGGCUUGUGCUUUAACCUGGGAUGACUAUCCUAUCCCUGGAAUAACAUACUCUGCUAAAGAUGGUUCUAGAUUUGUCUAUCAUUUUAGCUCAAAAUCUCAUGACAGUGAAAGUAAAAAGCCAUCUCGUGUGCAGCCAGUUACUAUAUGUUCGCAAGAUAUUAUAAGCACGGAUAACCCUAACAGAAAUCUUGCUCAUUCCCAACGAUCUCAGGACAUCAAUAUUGGACGUGGACGUUCUUCUGAUUGCCGUCCACCUUUGCCAAAUCGGCGUGACUCUGGACAAGAUGGAGCCAUGAGUUCAGGCUCAGAAGGAUUUUGUGAGCCUGAAAGAGGCUUCAGAGAUUCAGAUUCAAGUGGUGAUUACAAGGGUACACACUCAAGAAGUAAUUCUUUUGAAGAAGUUGACUCCCCUCACAGUUUUAAUCACAAGUCAUCCAUUCCGAAUACUUCACAAUUAUCAAACAUCAUUAGACCAAUAUCAUUAUCCAACAAACAGCAUUCUCUAGAAAUUGAUGUAUUUGAUGAACAUUUAGCUGAAUUUGAUGCUGGUGUUGGUGAUUUGGCUCCCAUCAUCAACCAAAAGCAUCCUCACAUGCCACCCUUACUAGGAGCUUGUGCUUUUUCCACAUCUAUAAAAUCAGGACCCUGUACAACUACUACAACUACUACUGCUGUUGCAAAUGCUUCAUCUAGUCUUCAAGUUUCCUCAGGGUUAAAUUCUCAAGCAUUGCCAACAGAUCAACCCUCCCAGCCUGGAAGUAAGCAGCCAUCUAAUGUGGUCAUGGAGCCAGAUGAAUACCAAAUGUAUUUUUAUGACACAAAAUCAAAAUCUAACCUGGACGGUAAAAGGAAAGAUAAAUCUGAUGAGCCAAAUGUUUUUGCAGGCUUGAAAAAUGCUGAAAGUAUACAAGAUAUCUUGUUUGCUCGUGCUGAAGCUCUCCAUGCCCAUGGCCAUACAAAAGAAGCUUGUCGUCUUGCUCAACGCUUAGCUGAAGAGAUGCUUGAUAAUCCUCCAGACUUGCUUGCAGAGUCUGCUAGUGCACCAUCUCCUAAAUCAAAGAAAAAGAAGGCUCUCACCAACAUUAGUAUGCUAGCCAGUGCUCUGUUGUCAAAGGCUUCCUUUUUGAGCAGUGUAUUGUGUGAAGAUGAAGAAUGCCACCAUCUUGCGUUCCAGAUUGGCAUGUUUGGUAUGGAGUUAGCCAGACCACCGGCAUCAAACAAAGCUAUAGAGGUAAAGUUAGCUCAUCAAGAAUCAGAGUUGCUCCAGCUUUUGAAAAAAAUACCUUUGGGAGUGCAAGAAAUGUCAGAAAUUCGAAGCCGCGCAGAGCAGUUACGUGAUGGAACCUUGAAAUCCAGAGGAGAGGCUCUACUGCCCCUUAGUCUUGCCACUUUUAUAUUUGACACUUUAUGUAUACCUGCUAAUAUGAUGUACACUCAAGAUGAAAAACUUGGGUUUGAAGCUGCUGUGACUGCAUUAGGUAUGAAGGCCAACAUAGCGGAGGCAGAUCACCCAUUGUUGUGUGAAAGCACAAGAAGACAGCGAGGAGAACUGGCUAUCUCCAUGUUGGUUCACUACAAAGAUGAUCAAAUCAAGCUAAGCAAAAUCAUGGACAAGCUGUUGGAUAAAGAGGUCCACCAGCAGUACAAAGCUCCCAGUCUAAUCAACUACCUAUCUGGUCAUAAACAACCUGCCUCCUCACAUAAUGCUUCUGGAGCUAACUCAAGCAGUGGUCAUCACAGGGAUGGGAACAAUGUUGCUGGACACAGAUCUCAUGGUAACAGGAGAGAUUUUGAUAAACAUAUAGCUCCAGGAGCUAUGGGGGCCGCUGUUGCAGGUCCAAGUGCAGACACACCUCGUACAGAAAGAGGAGUCUGGCGUAAUGGAGAUGAGCGUCCAGAUUCAGGAACAGGUACAGACAAUACAUCUACUCCGAUAGCUGCAUCAGCAAAUACAACUCCAAACUGUGGAGCAAGACCAAAGACAACAUUUUCCAUGAGGUACACUAGUGGACGGGACACAGAUAGUUCAGCCAUGGAGGAAGAAGAUGACUUAAAAGCUCUAGAGGCCAAAAUCAGAUGUAUGGGCAUGAAAAAGAAACCAUCUCAAGGAAUGGCAAGUAUUGACAGCAGUGCUCCAGAAACCACUUCAAGUGACAACUCUCCCACCUUGAUACGAAGAAACUUUGGUAAACAUCAGGGCCCUGGAAGUGACAGUGGAAGUAGUGGAGAGAGUGACUCUCUAGGCUCUAGUAGCAGUGGAGACAAAGGGGGAAGGGCAUUGCCUAGAGAUAAUGAAAGCCCCCCAAGUCCAUAUUUGAAUCGCAUGAUGCUGCCACAAGCUCUUAUGGACUCCAGGAAUCAAGUCAGUGCCAAGACUCUCAGAUAUAAAGGAAGACAACGAGUUAUGCCUACAGUCCCUAAUCAGCCAAGUGAAGCAGGAUUCCACUUUAUGUUUGAACUAGCUAAAACUGUAUUACAAAAGGCAGGUGGCUCGUCCUCCACCUCCUUGUUUACACAACCUUCAAGUAACACUAGCCAUGCUGGGCCUCAUAGAAACCUGCAUUUAUGUGCAUUCCAGAUAGGCUUGUAUGCAUUAGGGCUUAGUAAUUGUGUGACUCCCAACUGGCUGUCUAGGACUUACUCUUCUCAUGUUUCAUGGAUCACAGGUCAAGCAACUGAAAUAGGCAGUGCAGCCAUUAGAAUGAUAAUUGAUACCUGGGAGGGCCACCUGACACCACCAGAAGCUGCCUCUUUAGCUGACAGAGCUUCCAGAGGGCGGGAUCCUAACAUGGUCAGAGUUGCUGCAGAGCUGGCACUUUCUUGUCUGCCACAUGCUCAUGCCCUCAACCCUUCAGAAGUGCAGAGGGCCUUGUAUCAGUGUAAAGAACAAAGUAGAGACAUGUUGGAGAAAGCGUGUCUGGCUGUUGAAACAGCUGCUGAAGGUGGUGGAGUUUUCCCAGAAGUUCUCUUUGAUGUUGCUCGCCAUUGGUAUGAGUUGUCAGAAGAAGCCAGCCAAAAUUCCCCAGACUCUGUAGAUGGCAGUGACAGUAGCAGCCAUACACUGAGAGCUAGAAGAGAGUCUGGAAGCCCUGCCUCCCUCACAGACCCUGGGUCAUCCAGGUUUGUAUGUAGUGACAGAGCCAGCCCAAAUGCAGGAAAUUCCUUGGUACAUUACAGCAAUAUAACAGUCCCAGUUCACAAUAGUCAGUCCCCACCACAUACCCAACAACAGAUGGUCAACCCUGUAUGUUCAUCCCCUCAACUUAUUCAGUCACAAUCUCCCCACCUGCCCCCUCAAACUGUUGUAUUACUGCCAGCACCUAAUGCUGGACCCCCUCAACUGGCUGGCCAUUACAUUCAGCCUUACAGCUACGUACAACAAGUGACCACAUCAGGCCCACCUCCUGGUCCCUUCCCACACCACCACUUCCAGCAUACGCCACCACAUCAUGCCCUCCAUAACCAUGGGAUCCACCCGCAUGCAUAUGUUGCUUCAUACACUUACCCUGGACAGCCUGCUUUCACAACUCUGCCACCCAAUAUAUACCAUACAGGGAGUGCCCCUCACUUGCGCUCCAUGCCACCCACUGUCCAGGUAUUCACUACUCAGCCCCAUCCUGCCAUGCAUGCUAUGCACCCUGUUGAGGUGGUGACCACAAGUCCCCCAACAGGCAGUCCAUCCAUGAAUUCUACAGUAGCUAUUCCUCAAAUGCAACCCAACACACACAAUCAGAUGCAGUUAAAUUACCUGAUGGCUGCAUUUCGCACUGGCAUGCUUGCUAUGGAGACCCUGUCACGUAAAGUUCAUGAUGACAGACCACAGACUAAAUAUGCUCGUAACCCACCAUAUGGAGAAGAUGUGAAAUGGCUUCUGGGUGUUGCCAUCAAACUUGGCACAACAUUCCUACAGCAGUUUUGUGCUAGUGCAGUGAAUGCAGUUGUCAGUCCCUUCAUUCUAUAUGAUCUGGCAAUGGAGGCUGCCCGUUUCCUAGCUCGCAACAACCUUACUCAUGUCCCAACACACCUUAGAUCAAAUAUACUCAACUCUUUGUUCCAGAAAUGCUUGCAGAUGUUUAUACAGUGUGCUCACCAGCGGAUACACCAUAUCAACAAUGCUGAUUAUGAUGAAUUUGUAAGCAUUGUUUGCAAUGCCAGGAAUGCAUUUUAUCUGGCGCCAGGGGGCAUUGUCCAGUUUAAUGAACUACUUCAAAGUCUACGCAGGUCCAAAUCAUGUCGCAAAGAGCUUUGGCAGAGAAUUGUUAAUGGUCUUGCAAGUGGAACUGUUUGAUGGUACUUUUUUUAGGGUUCCAUUAUAGCAGUAAUAUUUUUUAUUCUAUUAUUUAUUAUUCAUUCACUUGAUAUAUGUGCCCUUAAUACUAUUUAUAAAGUGUUGUAAGAAAAAAAAUUAUAUUGAAUAUGCAUUUUUAAAAUAUCUUGAGAAAUAGUUCUAUAAAAAUGAAUCAAGCAAAAAUGAAUUUUUAAAACUUUCUUUGAUUAUUUUCUAAAAAAAUUUUUAAACCUUAAAAAUCCUUUUCUUUGAAUGAAUUUAGCUUGAUCUAGAAAUACAUUUUUGUUGAACUAUUUCUUUUUUUACCAAUUCAGAUGCCAUAAAAAUAUUAUAAUACUUGGGAGUUUUAUUUAUUAUAACCUUUUAACUUAUUCUUAAAAAAAUAAUUUUCCAAUGUAAUAUUGCUUUUACUCAUUUUUUAUCCAUGUUUAAUCACUUUUAAUAUUAAAAAAAAUUGAUAUCCUUAAACUUCAGGUCAUAGAGCCAUAUAUUUCAAAGGCUUAAAUUCACACAAAAGUAAUUGUUGCUAUAGCUGAAAGCAUACAUUAAUUUUAAGCAAUCAGCCAUCUUUUCAUUGAGUAACAAUUGCUUAAAGUGUAGGUGAAACCUAUAUCUUCCUCACUCUCAAUGCUUUAUCUAAUACAUUUAUUCAUUGUUGUUAAACAGUUGUGGGGUGGGAUGAAAAUAAUGUUGAUGAACGUCUUGUAUGUGUAGUGGUGGUGAAAUCAUCUAUUUUGUCUAAGUAUAUUUUUUUGUAUAUGAAAGAGGUGACCACUCAACAUCAUGCUGACUAGUAUUUAUUGAAAGCAUAUUUCUCUACAAGUUAAAGAUCACAGGGAUAAUUAACUUAUUUAAAUACUGACAAUUAUUAUGUAAGAGUAAUACAAUUGUUCUGAGACUUUAAAUACAUGACUGUACUGGAGUAGUGUGUAGCUAUGAGUGUCGGUCAAUCUAUUUGUAUGAAAUAUGUGUUGUUGAACAGAAAUCUUAGCCUUAGAAAUAUAUAUUGGUGUGUAAUAUGUAUAUUUGUCCUAGUUUAUCUAUUUAUUAUUUGUGUAAAAUUUGAUUAGAUUAUUUAUUGUCAUACUGUUAUAAAGAAGUUUUGUACCCUCUCACCCCUAUAGAGAAUCUGUGAAACAGUAUUUCUUUCACAAUCAGGGAUUAUUAGAAGAGCUAUUUAUUUUUAACUUCAGUUGUGGUAACUGUUGUACUGCCAGAUUUUUAGCUACAGUACUAGAAACUGGUAGAAAAUUGAAGGACAUAUUAAAAAACUGCUUUUUAAAUUACAAAAAAAUAUGUAUUAUAUUACAGAUUUGAAUUUUAUUACAAAACCUUUUAAGCUUUGUGUAUUUUAAACUCAGUUUUUACAUAAUUGAAUGUAUUUAUCUAUAUUUUUUCUCAACUGCACCCUAAAAUCUUGAUUUUUUAGAUGUAACUUUGUGAAGUCUUCUGACUGCUCAUGCUGAUGGCAUGACUACCUCAUGUUCUACAUGCAGGAGUGUCCACAUACUGACAUUCAUUAUUAUCUAAUAUGUUCUGGGAUAAAUAAUGGAUCUGUCAUUCAUUUUAUAGAUUUUAAACUGUAAAUAGAAUUAAGACAAAUUAAGCCUAUAUAGGCUACUGGUGUAUACAUAUUUAUUGUGAGUGGUCUAAUAAAUCAACAUUUUAAAACUGUUUUUAAGCAUAAAAUAUGUUACAUUUGAAAAACUGUAAACAUGAUCAUAACGUAACGGUAAAAACUUGAGAUUUUCUUGCAUCACAUUUACUUCAGGCUUUAAGAAUAUUAAAUACAUGUCAGACAAGGGCCUUAUGUAGUAUAAAACUAAUUCAUCCGUUUUUUGUAUUGGUCAACAGUGAUGCAUUUGAAGUCAAUUAAAAUAAAACAUAUUGAAGUAGAAAACGCUAUCGUAAAGUUAGUCUUGAUGAUGUAAACUAUGUCCAUUAUGAAUACUUUUAACACUAUACUGCUUUUAAACUGAUAAAACAGCCCUUAAACACAUAUUGAAGCCAACAGACCAUCUGGUUUCACUGUCCUUAUUUAAAUACUUAUUUAACCUGCCUAGUUAAAUUAUUGAAGCCAACAGACCAUCUGGUUUCGCUGUUCUUUUUUAAAUUAUUGACAGUUUAUAUGCUAGCCCAAUAUUUGCCCAACUUUUUAAUCCUAUUUACCCUUUUCCAUGAUUGUCAUUGUCUAAGCGUGUACCCCUUUUAUAUAGCCAUGUAUAAUAUUUAUUCACUUGAACCUUGAUCCUAGGAAUUAGCCCAUAUUUAUUUAGAGUCCUACUAAAAGACUGUGUGGUGACACUAACAAUUCCUGUAUCCAUUUGGUGUUACCUUGCAUCUUUUGUUCACUUUUGGACAGUCACAAUGUAAAAUAAACCUUAAAAUCUCUCCAUUGAUUAUUUAUUUAUGCAAUGAUUGUAGACCAUGUCCAUUGAGGCUUCACUUAGAUUCACUAGUUUUCUUUAGCAGUAUUCCUCUAUGCAUCAACUUCAUAAUUAACCCAAGUCCUCAUUGACUUCUCUUUUUAAACAGCUACAAUGUAAUUUUAAACAUACAUUUAAUGUUAUUAUAACCAACACAUUUUAAACAUUUUUAUCUCUGCUCUUUUUAAAUAGCUAACCAACAGUAUUUAAUAUAUACAGCUAACUCAAAUAUUGUGCAACCAUUUUAAUUUUAAUUUAUAUUUCCAUUGAAUAUUGUUUUUAAACUUUAUUUUAGGUAUGAAAUAGUUUAAAAAAAAAAAGACAUUCUUUUAUUGAAAUUAUUUUAUGUAUAUUCCAGCAGAAGUGGACAUUUCUGUUUGUAUUAAACCAUUGCUUUUUACCAUGUAUGUACAUAUCCAUCGUUAAAAUACUACUGCUAUUCCCAUUAGUAGGAAUUUUGAGUAAUGUUUUUUUCUCUAAUUACCCGGCUAAAUUAAAAACCACACAUACUGCUCUUCUAUAUUACGUGACUUUAAGUAAUCACUCUGUUGAACAUUUUAGAUAUACUAAAAUUUGCCAUUUUUUGAUGAAAUAAUUCUUCAAGUAUUUGUACAAAACUUUUUUAGCAUUAUUACUACACUUGCGUCGGUACCAUCUGUUUUGGAUUGAUUCAUUACUACCUAAGAAUGGCUCUUUAACUUGAUGAAGUUUGGUAAUAUUUAGAAGCAAUCCACUUUAUAAACGUUUUAGUAAGCUAAACACAUUUUUAUAAUAUUUGACCCUUUUAAUAUUUUACUUUUCUUUUGAAAAUAACUUUUAUAAAUGCUCUAAGCUCUUUCUAUGGUGGAUUUAAUUGUGUGAAUAUUUGACACAGUGUCAUGAUCUCAAUGAAAUGAAAUUGCACUCAAUAUUGUGUAGCUGAAAUGUUUUCAAUCACCACCACCACCACCCCCAUCAAAUUGACACCAUCUCAUCACUUGUAACUUUGAUAAUUCACUAUGGCAUACAAUGACUAACAUACAUUGAUUGAUGAAUAUCAUUUUGACUAAGCAAUGGAGCAACUAAGAUUACCACCUGUUUAUCAUGUUGCCUUUUAGCAUCAUUUUUCAUUGUAAAACUAAACUGACUUGUAAAUAGCAUAACAUCAAACCAUUGUAAAUCUUUCAUAUUAUCUAUCUCUUUACAUAUGUGCUUCUUAAAGAAAUUCACUUAAAUUUGUAAAAAAAAAAACCAACAGAUUAUAUUAUUAUGUAUCAUGGUGUUGACAAAAAGAAAGAGGAAUAUUGCUGCGGAUUGUUGUUGAAUGAUGCCACAUUCAUGUCCUGUUCAUUUGCCCACCUCUAAUCACUUUUAUAUAUCCUUGAUCUUGCAAAUUUCUAUUGGAAAGUUUGACUUCAGUCUUUAGCCAUCUAUCUUGAAAAGAUUGAAUGUGUUGCACUUGCUAUGAAGCCAAGUCCCUUAAUCUGGUUGUGUCAAAACAUUUGCUUUUGUGGACAUUUGUUUUUGGUUGCUGCACCAGCAUUUUCUCUAGACUGUCUGUCACUACUUUGAUUAGAAAAAUCACACUGUCAACCUGUCUUUUCUCCUGUGGCUAAGUGUGUUCUCAUCAGUUUUCUCCAAGGACCAGCAAGGCUAAGCUUCAUGAGUUUGUGUCUUCAGGUCUGUUAUGUUGUUAACUUUUUCCCCUGUGUACAGACAACUAUGUACCUUUUUUCCUCCAUGAUAAACCUGUUGAUCUUUCUCUGGUAGAAAAUAAGAGCCAGAACGCUGCACAGAGAAAUCAAAAGUGUAUACAAGUAUGUUUAAAAGUCUAACUAAGUAACAAAGACUAAGAAAUUAUUAAAUAUAGUAAAACCUGGUGCCAUCCUUGUUCUUUUACACAUAGUUAUAUAUUUUUUCCUUGUUGGUUUUAUUAUAAAGAUUAGCAUUUAUGUUAAUUUUUAGGGAAUUUUAAUGCUUUGUUGUGCUUUUUAAAAUUAUGUACUUGGGAUUUAUUAACUUACAAUGCCCUAUUCAUCAAAAUGAUUUGAAAAAUAUGUGAAUGAAAAUACCUUUUAAAGCUUGACUAUUUAUGAUUCUCUGGAGAGGAAUAACUUUACUGUUUCUCAGAAUUUAUUUUAAACAAUGUAGGUUCAUGAUUAAUACUAUGGCAUUAAACAAUUUAUAAAAUUGUAAACUGCUAUUUCAAAAUAAAGUUUUAUGCUUGUAGGCUGACCCUUCAGAAGAAAAGUAAAAUUGUAGUGUUAAGCGGACUAUUUGAAAGCCUAAGUGAAAUUUUUGGCCAACCAUUUCCCUCUCAGCAUUGCCACAAUCCCAAAUGUUUUCAUGUUAUUUAUUUCCUCAUGACUGGCCAACCCUUCCUAUUGUUUCCUCUUGAUGUUUCCACUUGAGUUCAUUUGGUGUUAGUCCCACAUCACACCAGAGCUGUACAAUAUGUCUUGCUAGCUUGGGCAUCUGUCUUAGCUGGUCGUGGUUUACAAUUCUAAAGGGGAGUGGACAUUUUACUUACAUUAAUGUGUACUUUCAAAAUGUAUUUUACAUUUUUACUUACUAUUAAGGAACUCUCUUCUUAAAAGGCUUUUCUCUUCUAUCAUCAGGUAAAAACUAUUAUAAUCUUGUAGAUUGAAUUCCAUCCUUAUUAAAAAAAGUUUAAUGCUUUGAAGAGUUAAACAAUGAACUUUCUUGUUACCUGGUACUAGACUUUAAAACAAACUCUAGACUUUGCCCAAAUUAAAAGAAUAUAUUUUGUAAUUGAUAGAAAUUGAGAUUUAAUGAACUGUCUUAAAGUAUAUAUUGUAUUUAAUAAUAUUAUAUUGAAACUAUCCUUUAAAAAAAAGCUAUAACAUUUUUUUUUCUCUCUGGGCAUUUAGUCAUUGCAUUAGCUUGUAGAUGUUUAAAAAACCUAGAAAGAAGUGCGAUCUAUUUAUGCUUUGUUAUGCUGAGUUUGAGCAGUAGCUGUAAAGUUCAUCUCUGUGACAACAUGAGAGACAGCUGUAUGUUGAUACUUGCUCCUUAAAGGUAGAAAACAAAAUCAGCUGUUGUCUCAUGCUUUCUUGUCUUUCAGGCACAGAUUUUUUUAUUUCUUCAAAUAUGACUUUAAGCCAAACUCUGCACCUUAUCUGUGGUAUUUUUGUUUCAAUAACAUAUUUUACCAUUUAAAACAAUGACUUGGUAAUGGUUUUAAUUUUUAGUAGGUGUUGAUGAUGAUGGGAAUAGUAAACCGCAGUAAAUCAGUGCUUUAAUUUUUUCAAAUAGGAUUCAUAGUUGUACAACAGAAAAUUUUUCCCUGUAGGUGUGUUUGACUAAUGAAAUGGACACAACAAACUCUUUGUAUUCUGUUAGAGCAAUACAUCAGUUUUCAGAGUCUUAAGAUCAUGCUAGACUCCCGUGAAGCAUUAAAACAAAACUACCUCCAAAUCUGGAGACGCCCAUCAGGUGUCGAAGAUUUUCCUAUUGUGAUGCUUUAACAAGUCCAACCAUCAAACACUGAAAUCUGUCCUUCUACCUCGUCCUCUCUCCCCCUCUUAACCUAACUGCAGGCUGCCACAGUUGUCUAGAGCUCUGGUGUGUUGUGUGUGUUUUGAUGUUCAUCAUGUACCCCAGUCUCAUUACCCUAACAUUCAUAACCAAUUAUAUGCCCUACAAAGCCCCCUUGAAAGAAGAAAAAAAAAUUAGGGGCUAUAGUUUCUUUAGCCUGUUUUGAACUGAUUUUUUUUUUAUAAUCAUAAUUCAUUGUGGUAUUUUAAUGGUUUUCAUUUAUAUUUUACUUUGCAUCCUCUUGUCUUUGUAAUUCUUCAUUAAAGUUCUCAGGCUAA